This is a messenger RNA of Folsomia candida, 4569 nucleotides long. RefSeq lists its product as uncharacterized. NCBI's taxonomy places the organism in Eukaryota, Metazoa, Arthropoda, Collembola, Entomobryomorpha, Isotomidae. The coding region runs from base 2356 to 4194 and encodes 612 amino acids. The record is from RefSeq and is a predicted model, not a curated record. The transcript has 6 exons.
AAUUGCAUACAUAUUGUGUGGUUCGGUAGUUAAAAAUUAAAGCAAAAUCCAAGCAGGAUUCUUAAUGCAUGUGUACAAUGUCAGAUAUUUAGUUUAGAUAAUUUACCAGCAAACAGACAAUUAGCUACAUACAUUGACCCAUAAUAACAAAAGUUAUUUAAUUGGUGACGGGUCGUGUGGGUAGGUCAAAGGAAAUGCAUAAAGACAAUACAAUUUUACAUAUUUAAAGGUGCUACUUAUUACUGCUUUUAAUUUCUAAUCAAUCUGACCAUCUCACACCAAUCACUCCAUAUUUUUAAUGGAUUUUCUCCAUUACAUACGCCCAUUGGAAGAAGUAUAAAAUGUAAAAUAGUAGAUAUGCUAAUAUUUUUUGGCAUGCAUUUUAUUUUCAUAAACAUUCACAUCAUCACAAAUCACACAAUACGGUACAACGCAUACUUACUUCUCAUCCUUAGAUUUAUCCUGACGGCUGAUGACCAACUCCCAAAAUCCACAAUGUAAUCUGUCCAUCGUUUUGUUAGUCAUUUGUCUUUUGGCUGAAUUCUUUUUGUUCGAGUUACUUACUUACAUAAAGUAUUGACUUUUUUAUGACGAAAUAUUCUAUUCCUUGGUUUUAAAGAAGAAGAAGAAGUGAGUGUUCUGUUCUUUCUCAUCAAAGCGUCUCCUUCAUUGAACAAGUGCCUAUGUGACGACUCGUCUUGGUUGUGUCAUUCAUUUCAUUGGGAUCGUAUUAUCCGAUGAGUCAGGAGAUUCAUUGUGCUCCCUUCGUCUAAUCGGACCCUCAUCUUUCUUUCUCUUGCCAUCGCAAUUCAAUAAACUCUUCUCCACAUAAUAAUCUAGUAGCCAGUCGAAUAACAGGGCACAAUACAAUCAACAAUUGACAAAGGCAACUCUGCCCCCAACACAAAUGCCGAGCAGAAAGGACACGUAGUAUAUUCACACAAUGGGAAGAAAGGUAUGAUGAUGAUGAGUAGCUGGGAAGAUUAUGUACAAAAACGUAUACAUACACUUGUAAAAACUAAAAGAAAUCAGUUGUUGUUUCAUUGUCUUGCUUGGGUCCAGCUUGGAUUUUUCUUUUGUCACCCGAUGGACGGAGUGGUUGGUUAUCAACAAGUGUUUUGGGUUAUCUAUCAGCUAUUUUCCCAGGCUGUCCAGUACAAAGAAGGGGAGGGAUGAAAAUAACUAACUCUUAAAAAAAUUGGCAUAGGUAGGUAUAAAUUUUUGCAUUUGAGUGUGUUUAACAUGCAAUUUUUUCAUGAAUUUGCCAUAAACUUAUACCAUUUAAUUAGCGACAAGAAGGAAAUCUCUCUCUGAUGGGGAGAAGAAGGAAUGAUGAAAUAACAACAUUUUUGAAAAACACUUUUACUUGCAGCAGUAAUUGCACACUUCGACCACUUUUACAGGAAGAAACACAAUGGGGAACAAGCUACUAAGGCUGCAAUUUCUUAACAAAUUAAAUCCUUUUAACCAUUAAGUCUCCAUAAUUUGUGCAAAAUUUAACCAGAACUAAAAUGCUUCUUUAUAUUUUAUGGACAUGUUGCAAUUUGCAUGCAGGUGGUUCUAAAAUACUCAACACAACGUAAGAAAUGCGAUAAGACCCGUGCUUUACGCAUUUAUUUUUCAUCUAAUAAAUGAGCAAAUUUAUGCGAAUCUUUGUAACAAAGGUCCAGCGUGACCUCUGGUAAGAAGGUCACGUUAAAUAACGUAAAGUACAACGAGUUUGUUAACAGCAAUAAUAAGAGGACAAUAAACUUUUCAAUGAGUACAAAGUAGCGUAAAGUUGCACGAAAUAAGCUCUACGCACUGGAUUACGUUUGUGUAGUUCUGGUCGAGUGUUUUAAUAAGCUUAACUUUUCCUACACAUAAUCCUAAUAUGUAAAUUGGCAAGUAUGUAAUUUGAUUAAAGAUAAUCAAAAGUUGAGCCUCUCAAUAUUAAUUUAAUUAAACAUACAUAAUUAAGAAACAACGCAAUAGAGAGAUGAAUGUAUAGUUACUUACAAAUUCUCUUUUCUCCAGUCCAAACUUCAUGAUGAUCCCUUAAAAGGCCUUUUAAGGGGACAAUGCAGAUAUUCCAAAAUAUUUCAAUUAAUUUCAAUUAAUGGAAUUGGGAGUAUUAUUUUGAUUCGGGCUGAGCAAGUGGAAAUACGAUCUGCAUGAAUUUCGCGGCACUUGAGCUCACGCGCAACUUUUAGUUUUUGUUUCGUUUGAUCGCUGUAUUGGUCACAAAAGCACUCUGACUCGAGGACACAACGACAUUAACAGCCAGACAAAUUGCUCUCUCUCCCCAAAUAUUUAUAAAUUAAUUUGUGUGACCUUGCAACAAUUAAAAUACUUAAGUUUGACCGAACGGACACGAUGGACGGGAAUGAGAUGGCAUGGGAAGAGCAGGAAGAAGGGGAGACUCUGGGAAGGUUCUGGGAGAGGAUGGACGAAUGGGAACAGAUCGAGAGGAAUCGGCAUGCAUCAUUUGGGACUGUUCCCCAAUUGGGCACUCAAGGAUGCGAAAUUAUCAUCAUGGAGGUUGUGGAUGGAAGAGAGCAAGUUUGGUCACCUUCAGGGCAGGUUCAGGACGUGACAAGGGGGGAAAAUGAAUCGUCAAAGGAUCAUUUGGGGACAAUGGAUUCUUGGGUGGGGAUCGGUAGAAACCGACAUUGGUCAUCCGUGCCUGAUCCCCUACUGGGUCCUAUUCCUUCGUUUGGAGAAGGGGACAGAACACGUCGUUUCUAUGAGGGAUUCCAAGUUUCAUCGACUUCACCUGUCCUUCAGUCUUCCUCAACGGUUGUUCAACAGAUGGCGUAUUGGGGUCGGAUGGAUUCUAUGGUGGGAAUCGAACGGAAUCAACAUCAUGGAGUUCUUGUUCCUCGACUGGGCCCUAGUCCUCCAACCGAAGAAGAUUUCGACGAAAUGGAGAACAUUAGCGCAAUGGAUUUUUGUCCUGUUGAAGAUCUCUUUGGCAUACGCGCAGAGCAGGAUGAGGAAGAGCGUGCUAUGCUUGGAUUGGAACAACACGAGUCACGGUCAGAACAUGACGACGAGGAUGACGUACCUCGCGGGCCUUAUAAAAGGAAAGGAUUUAAAGGGCGACAGGAUUCAUUUGCCCGUCAGUCGGCCCUAAGGGCUGUUCAGCAGUCGAACUCUCCAUCCACUCCAAUUCACGGUGAGCACGACCUCCUGUACGCCCCCCUCCCGGAACUUGACUAUAUCAGGAUCGGAUUACUUGCCUGGCUAGAGGGUCGUAAGAAAAAAACAGAUCGAGACGACAAGAAGUUGGAAAAGUUGAUGAGAGAUGCUCAAGACUUUAGAAGUGGUUAUUUUUGGGCAAAGGAAGCAUAUGGCCCAGGAUGGCGAUAUUGGAUCCCCAGCCCUACAAAGAAGUACCCAAACACACGAAAGGGAUUGACUAUGUGUUUAAAAAAUGAUUGGUUAAAUAAAAUGAAAAUAUGGAGAAGAGGACUAGGUUUUCGCCCAAACAUAACGAAUGCUAAACGUAAACAGAACCAAUUGAACAACAGCAAUCAUAAAAAAUGGAUUCCUCGCCUUCCGAUAAGUUAUCUUCUCGAGAUUCGCCAACUGGCCCCUAAAGAUAUCAAACGAUAUCUAACUAGGAAGAUGUCAUGGGUUGAACUGACCCAACUCCCGGCCAUAAAAAUCUGGAGGUACCCUGGAGUCCAUGAAUCUUUCAGUGGAGAGUUAUCUGCACGGGCAGGACAUUUUAAAUCUGAUCCUGACCAGGCCGAUUCCGUCGUCCAUGACAAGAUUCGCGAAAUAGGGAUCAAUAGAUGCAUAUGUGUGGAAGUCUAUGCCCAUCUCUGCAAGGACUUGUACACGGCCCAGUUGGGGGAAGCUUACACAAUGGAGUAUGGGGCGAUGCACAACGCAUUAAAGGCAGAAGGGAGGAUCGAGAGUAACAUUGAAUACCUGAUUACCCGACCUGAUGCUGCGCUGGAUUCGGAUCUCGAACCAUUCCCCAUUUUUGACGCCAUGGACGGUAUUGAACUGUACGAGAUAAUCCCGAAUACGGCCUUAGUUCAUCCGGACUACCACGCUACGAAGGAUGAAAUAAUCCAGUUUCCUUACCGAAUUCAUCAGUCUUCCCUCAUAGACAGAUUCAUCGUAGGGACAAGAGGAAAUAAAGACAAUAUCUGGAGACAUGAGUACGAUGCAUUGAAUAACCUUGUCCGUCGAUCGCCUUAAACUCAUCCUUUCUCAUACUUAUUUUUUCAUUUACUUAUAGAUUUAUUAUUACUCGUUCGAAAUAUUGUACCUUCUUUCUUUCCCUUUUUAUUAUUUUAAUAGCCACUUGCCUCCACAAUAAACGAAACCAACCACAGAGCAAGCUCUAAGGUCUUAUAACAAAUAUGCAUUAAGUUGUUUGUUGCUGCUGCUUCUAAAUAGUGACCAUAAUAAAAUGCUCCAAGUAAGUCUGGCUGGAAUAGAGUACUGCUGCCACCCUCCAAUUUACCUCCAACCAAAUAAUGCAUUCAACUCCCUUCUAAUUCUCUAAAACAGUAAUGCCUUCCUCUCCAAACACGAACGAAAUGCAGGCUGAAAUGAGCAGCAAAGUGCGUA